UAGUUAUCAAUUUAGGUUUUACAGUAGAAAAUUUUUCUGUUUGGUUAAGAUUUCCGAUCGAAUAGGGGAUUUCUUAUCGCUUAGAAUUAUUGCUUAGGUUUUGAUUUUGGGUUUGAGUUUCCUUUUUUUCAAUCGAAGUUUGUCUCUCUGAAAUUUUGGUUUUUUGUUUGCGGUAAUGGCGUCAAUGCAGUCGAUAUCAACUGCUUUAGAAUCCGCUAAUAAGAAAAAAGAAAAUCUUCGUAAAGCUUUCGAAGAUCUUCAAUCUCAUUCAUCUUUUCUUUCUUCUUUUGUCCUUCAAUGGAAGGAUUUAGAAGAACACUUUCAAUCGAUACAGAAAUCGAUUGAUGAACGUUUCAAUGAGCUUAAAUCGAAAGAGAAAGUAUCAUCAAUGAACGGAUCACAAUCACAAUCUCUUGAUAAACAACUAGUUGUUGUGAAAGAGGAGAAAGAAUUAGAUAAUAAUUCUGAAACCAUUGUUCCUCGUCCUGAAUUCAAGUCUCUCUGUAGUAAUAUGAAUGGUAUAGGGUUAAGAACAUAUAUUAUGAACAAUCGUAAAGAUGUUAGUGCUAUUCAUGAAGUUGGUGCUGCUCUUAAACUUGCACCUGAUCCAGCAAAACUUGUUUUAGAUUCAAUGGUAGGGUUUUUUGUCCCAAAUUCUAAAGGUGAUAAAGAUGGAGAAGUGGCAGCUACGAGAAGAACUUGCAUUCUUCUAUUGGAGAAAUUAUAUGAUAUUUCUCCACAAAUUAAACCUCAAAUCAAAGAGAAAGCAAUGCAAGUGGCAAUUGAGUGGAAAGGAAAGCUUUCUAAAGGAGAGGAUAAUCCUUUAGAACGAUUAGGUUUUUUGCAACUGUUAGCAACUUAUCACCUUGUAUCUUCUUUUGAUGCAAAUGAGCUUAUUGAUUUAGUUGUUUCUAUUGCAAAGCGAAAGCAGGCGAUUGAUUUAUGUCGUUCUCUUGGCUUCACAGAUAGAAUUCCAGAUCUCAUCCGUAAACUUAUUGAGAAAGGAAGACACCUUGAAGGUGUCAAGUUUGCUUAUGCGUUUGAACUGGUGGGAAUGUUUCCGCCAAUACCCCUUCUAAAAUCAUAUAAAAAACAUGCAAAGAAGCUCGCUGACGAUGUACGGCAGAAAGGAAAUCAAUCUCUUCAAGCGCAGAAUGAGGCGACAGCCAAACAAAUCUCUGCCCUCAAAGCUAUAGUCAAGUGCAUUGAAGAGCACAAACUCGAAGCUGAAUACCCACGUGAGGGGCUAGAUGUUCAUAUUUCACAAUUGGAAAAGCAAUUAUCUUCAAAGAAAAGAGCAACUAAUGUCCCAGCAGCUGUUGGUAAGCAACUACAGAAACAACAGGCACAACCACCACAACAACAUUCAGGAAACAAGCGUAGUGGCACAACAGCUGGUUCCAGUCAACAACAACAUACAGGAAAUAAGCGUUCUCGAGGACCACCAUCGUCUCAGGCUUUACCUUCCAGUGCGAAGAGUGUUGGUGUUCCACCUAGUCAAGCUGACUACUAUGAACCACCACCUAGCCAAGCUGAGUAUUAUCACCCUUCUAGCAUGUUAUUACAUGGCCAAGAUAGAGUGUCACCAUACCUUGGUGGCGCCCUUUCAUCGGCUCACCACUACAGUGUAGGCCCUUCAUCGGCCCACCAUUAUAGAGAUUUGUCUGGUUCCCAGUAUUCGGGUAGUUCAGGUGCACCGGGGCCUUAUGGUGCUGGGUCUAGUUCACUCAAUUAUGGGCUAAACCUAAGCCCAUCUAGGUCCCAACUUUAUUCGUUUGAGCAUCAUCUUUCAAAUGCUCUCUAUGAAAGGUCAGUGGCGGCUGCUCAUGGUGGGGCUGGUGGUCCUCAUGUUUUGCCGCCAACUCAUCACCACUCCGCAGCAGGUUUUAAUGUUAAGGGUUUACCCCCAACUAGCCAUCCGUCUUACUAUCCUUGAGCGUUCUGCGGGCUUCUAUAGUUUCAGUGUAUAGGAGUAUUUAUUAUGUCAGCGUGACUGCCUUCUUAUGAAUGGAGCUAUGGCGAUUUUCUUGCUGCCAAUAAAAUCGUUGUAUAUAUGAAUGCUCUUUGAAACUGAGUGACUUGCAUAUUAGAGUUUUAUUAGAAUUUGAACUUCAACAUUUUCAUCGUUACAGGGUGAAGUACUGUUCUCUUUUUGGAUCAUGUUUCUGGUACCCUAGUUAUUUGAUUACUUUCUGCUCUAAACCUUUGUUAAUAGUUA
Papaver somniferum (opium poppy) is the source of this 2218-nucleotide messenger RNA. RefSeq names its product FRIGIDA-like protein 3. The transcript has 3 exons. Bases 176 to 1936 code for a protein of 586 amino acids. The record is from RefSeq and is a predicted model, not a curated record. Lineage: Eukaryota; Viridiplantae; Streptophyta; Magnoliopsida; Ranunculales; Papaveraceae.